Haemonchus placei is the source of this 1158-nucleotide messenger RNA. NCBI's taxonomy places the organism in Eukaryota, Metazoa, Nematoda, Chromadorea, Rhabditida, Trichostrongylidae. The record is from the annotation of a GenBank genome assembly.
AUGGCCCACUCCCCUGUCAACAAGGAGUCUUUCAACAUAGCGCUUGUCUCGGACUUCUUCUGUCCGAAUGCUGGCGGUGUAGAGACGCAUAUUUACUUUCUAGCGCAGUGCCUUCUAGAGUUGGGACAUAGGGUCAUCGUAAUCACUCAUGCUUAUGGUGAUCGAAGAGGAAUACGGUAUCUUUCCAAUGGAUUGAAGGUGUAUUACCUCCCAUUUCUUGUGAUAUACAAUGGCUGUAGUCUUGCAACCAUCAUUGGCAGCUUGCCCUGGCUGAGGAAAAUCUUCCUUCGAGAGAAGAUUCAGCUCAUCCAUGGGCAUUCGACGUUUUCCUCUAUGGCUCACGAAGCUAUGUUUAAUGGCUGGUUAAUGGGCAUCAAAACCGUUUUCACGGACCAUUCACUGUUCGGUUUUGCCGAUGCUUCAGCCAUUCUUACGAACACACUUGUACUUCAGUAUUCCCUGGCGAACGUCGAUAGAGUGAUUUGUGUUUCGUACACAAGCAAAGAGAACACCGUACUACGUGGAAAACUCGAUCCGCGAAAGGUGUUCACAAUACCAAACGCCAUUGAAACUAGACUUUUCUACCCGGAUCCGAAGCAAUUUUACGAAAACCCAACUACUAUCAUAUUCUUGGGGCGUCUUGUAUAUAGGAAGGGUGCAGAUCUUCUAUGUGCUGUCAUUCCAAAGGUAUGUGCUCGACAUCCUCAAGUACGAUUUAUUGUUGGCGGAGAUGGUCCAAAACGGUUAGAGCUGGAGGAAAUGCGUGAACAGUACCAUCUGCACAGCCGUGUUACUCUGCUAGGGACCUUGCCUCAUGAUAUGGUCCGAGAAGUGCUGGUACAGGGCCAGAUAUUCAUCAACACUUCCUUGACAGAAGCGUUCUGUAUGAGCAUUGUGGAGGCCGCUAGUUGUGGGCUCCACGUUGUUUCGACAAAAGUAGGAGGAAUCCCUGAAGUACUUCCAGCAGAGUUCAUUUCGCUUGAGGAACCAGUUCCGGAACUGCUCGUUGAUGCGCUUUCGGUUGCGAUCAAGAAAAGGGAGGCGAAACAACUAAUGGAUCCCCUUCAGAAACAUAAAGCAGUCUCGAAUAUGUAUUACUGGCCAGAGGUGAUCUCUACGUUGCAACUUUACGACUGUAUUCGUGGGCACUACUGGUAA